Microcebus murinus (gray mouse lemur) is the source of this 3443-nucleotide messenger RNA. Lineage: Eukaryota; Metazoa; Chordata; Mammalia; Primates; Cheirogaleidae. The record is from RefSeq and is a predicted model, not a curated record.
CCGCCGGCCCAGCUUCCUUCUUCCCCGCCGCCCCCCGCCCGCGGCCGGGCUCCCUUGGUGCAGAGAGAAAAGUUAGGGCCUCCCGCUAGAGUCUUCGCCCAGCAGGGCACUGGAGAGGGAGGUGCCUGCGACAAACCUUCGUCCUGAGGAUGCGUCUGGAAGUCUUGUCUUCACCCAGCCUCUCUCGAGCUCGAGCCUUCCGGUGCCAUCAGCAAGCAUCCAGUGACUGCAGGUAGGACAGAGAAGUUCUUGUUAACACCAUUCUAUAACUGGGGGACUUAAACUUGGCUGAACAGGAGGACCACACAGUCAGGACCCACAGUUGCCCAGUCCCCUCUGCCGCCGCCCUGUGACAAUGAGCGCCACAAGCUGGGCAGCGUACGCCUGGCGCCAGCCACCACUCCAUUUUUUUUCUCUCUCUCUCCAUCAAGAAAGCAUAUCAGAAUGCAAGUUGAGUGAGAAUUAACUUACUAUAGGUCAUCUGUAACUUUGACGCCCCUCUAAUGAGAAAAUGCAACCAGUCACAAUUUCCAGCACUUUCCUUAUGAUUUGUAUCAAAGGUCCCUGCCACACCUCACAAAUGAUGGGGCCAUACAGGUAUCGUGACACUGCAGCAGAAGUGUGAAAGCAGGCCAUGAGGACAGGAGACAGGAAGAACAGGAAGCUGUGGGCUUUGCCCAGGAGGCUGGGUCAGGGACGGCCAGGCUCCGGGCGCAGGGAGGGGCUCGCUUCAUUGCAUACAUGGUCUCUCCCGUCCUCAGACCACAGCUCAGAACACUUGAAACUGGAGUUCUUACUCCGAAAAACUUUCACGGUGAUUUUGCUCAUUAUCAAUUAAAAAAUUAUAUUUAUACAUGCACAUAUAUACACACAGCAGGAGAGAGACAGACAGAGAAAAAUGAUCUUGUGACCCAGCCACUUCUGGUGUGUAUGACAGUCUUCCCUGAGGAUCCUGUUUCAUGAAUAAGUGAAGGGAGGAAGCAGAUGAAAUCAGGUGAAAAUGAACAUCAGAAUCGUCUGAUCAAAGAGCCAAAGGAGCUUUCAAAGGGCAGAUGCCAGAGGGGCUCAGAAAGCAGAAGGAAGCAGGAAACCGGAAGAAGUCUCCAGGGCCUCGGAGAGGAGCGUGUUGCUCCUGACAGCAGGGGCUGGGGCGUCCUGAGAACUGACGCUGUCCUGAGAACCAGUGAGGCCACCUGGAAGGGGGGAGGCCCCUGCAGAGCCCGGCACCUCUACCCAGCACGACAGAGCCCACCAACCUAUCAGGGGUUUUCCUUCGAAAGCAGAUCUUCCCCCAUAAGGUGUAGCUGCUGUCCCGGGAACAGGGCACACGGCAACAACAGCAAUCACGCCCAUGGAAAGAAACACAGAAAUGCCUGGGCUUGCCGGGAAUCACUCUGCCUCUGUGUCACCCCAGCCGUUUUAGGCAGCAGGAUAAACAUCCCCUUGUACUCCACGUUCUCUGGGAGAUGUCUUUUUCCCAAAUCCCCCAGAGCUGGAGGCCAGAGUUCUUCACGGUUUGUUCCCUCCCAUGGUCUUGGGGCUGCUUCUACGAGUCCACCCCUAAGAGGCCCCUGGAGCACUUCCUGCUGGCAGAGGUUGGGGGUGUGUCCAGACUCCCUGGAGACACUGAGGCACAGGGCGGGCUGCCCGCAGGUCAGCAAAGCCAGGGCACCUGCAGAGAGCCCCAGAGGGCCACGUGGAGGGUGCACAGAGACCAAACUCCACAGGACCAGCCAGAGGCUCGCAAUGGGAGGUGACAGCUGCUUCCCAGGAUGGAUCUUCCUCCGUUCAACCCACCACUUUCCCCACAGACCACCAUCUCAUGCCCAUAAAUGGGGGGAAAAAGCAGAGUUGCCGCAGGGAAUGGAAGAAAGUUAUUUCAUGUAUUCCUUUCAAGUUGUGUCGCCAGGGACUGCUAGGGUCCCGAGUGCCCUUCACUUUCCCAUUCCUAGAUGUGAGAGCCGGAGGCAACUUGCAAGGGCAGCCAGCCUGGGCCUCGCAAGGCACAGGACAAGCCUACCUACGUGCUCCUGGCACACGGCGUGCGACGGCUGGGGAAGGCGUGGAACAGCUCUAUGCUAUCCUUUGUUUUUAUAAAAUAUUAUUGUCCUAACCUGUAUUGAAAUAAUUAACUAUAACAUCAAACCCAUGAUUUUAUUGACAUUUUCAUCUCAGAUAAGGCUAAAAUAACUUUGCACUGGAAAAGCCAUUCAAUUUAAAUAAGAUUAUUCAGAAAAUACUGAUACAGAUUGCAUAAAAAUGCAGCAAUAAAACAUGAAUGCCUAACGUUUUGAGAACACUUAUCUCACCGAAGCCUCUCAUUUAUAAACGAGAAACCUGAGGCUCAGAAAGGUCCAGAGGCUUGCCUGAAAUUUUACAGGCUUUUGAAAAAAAAAAAGGACUGUAAUCAGAGCAUCCUGACUUCAAAUUUAGUGAUUUUAUGACAACAUCAGGCUCUCGCCAGCCUGCUGUCGUCACUGCAGAGAGGAGGACACAGUCUGUGCGAGCACAGCUGGGUUUCAGCCCGUGUCACUCUGCAGCGGAAGCCAGCUGUGAGCAGAGCCCUGGCUGGGGCCUGUUGGUGCUGCCCCAUGCCAACCCCAGGUGGAGUCCAGCGAGGGUGAUCCUGCCCUGGACAGGCUGAGGACGGAAAUGCUGAGGCCACUUGCAUCCUCGAGUGGUGCGCAGAGUGGGGCUGGACAGACACAGCCACCUGAAAGCUCGGGAUGGUGACUUGGAUGUACACGUUCCAUGACAUUUAGGGAACAAAAAGAGAAUAACAGAGGGUUAACAUCACUCCUAGCAUGCAGAGCCCUUCUCAGUUUGCUCUGUGUGACAGCUCACUUCACUUUGUAAGAAUAUGUCUGAAAGCCCACAAAUGCCAAAACCUGACAUAUUCACUCUUAGAAAUCCCAAGUGCAUGCACAUCUCAGGCCAAAAGCCUUCCAUCUUCUUCCUCAGACAGAAUAGUGGACUGCAGGAAAUGAACUGUGAAUCCUUUAAUAAGCAUCUGGUGUGUCUGAUCUCCCUCACAGACCUCCCAUACAGCUAUGUCUUCCUCCUGCUACUGGGGAGCAGAACUCACAGCUCAGGCACCCUAAGCAGUCACGCUAACCCUAAGUGCUGAGAUCGGGAGCCAGAGCCCAGCAGGUCCCAGGCGCUGUCCAGGGAAGCGCCUGCUGCUGUCAGCCAUAGAACACAUUAAUAAACCGACAUCUGGUUCAUCCCGAGUUAGAAGGCUACUUGACUCAUCUGUUGCUAUUCAUGGAUGUCAGCAGCAGCGACAGAGGUAUCAGAAGAGGGGACUCCUAAGUAGCAAGGCAGCAGCAAGGAGCACCUGCCCUCCCCAGAUUCAUCAUGGCGGCCCCUGCGCAACCUCAGGGAGGGCCACUGACAUCAGCCUCUCACGCAGAGGAUGCAUUUAAUGACCUGUAGCAGAUACU